Molecule: messenger RNA, 2607 nt
Organism: Eremothecium sinecaudum
Lineage: Eukaryota; Fungi; Ascomycota; Saccharomycetes; Saccharomycetales; Saccharomycetaceae
Gene: UTP14
Product: Utp14p
Exons: 1
Coding region: 1-2607 (868 amino acids)
Biological process (GO): rRNA processing
Cellular component (GO): small-subunit processome; nucleolus
Source: RefSeq, a predicted model, not a curated record
AUGGCAAAGAAGAGAGUUAAUACCAAGACAAGGGUCUUGAAAAGAAGGGCACAAAAUGCUUUUGAAUUGGCUAACAAGGAAUUUGAAUCCGAUAAUGAUAGUGAAACUGGCUAUGAUUCUAAACACAGUAGAGCUCGUGCGAAUGGUGCAAUAGUCAACGUUAAACAUGGUAGUGAUGAUGAAGAUGAAGAUGCAAGUUUUCAAGAUGAAGAACUGGACUCCGAUGAAGCUUUCGGCUCGGAUGAUGAUUUCGAUGUGCUAAAUUCCAAGUUUUCGCAGACUAUUAGAGACAAAAAGAAGGCCGGCAAGUAUGUUCCUGAAGAAUACGAUGAGGAUGGUGGAUAUACAUCUAUUGAAGAAGAAGAUCUGCUUCCUUUGUCUGCUGUCUGGGAUGCAAAUGCAAAAGUUGAAAAUGAUGAUUCCAGUUCUGAUGAAGUCGAUAAUGAUAAAAUGCAGUUGUAUGACGGUUCUUCCAGCUCUGAAAGCGAAUCUAGUGAAGAUUUGAGUGAUUCAAGUGUCCAGGAAGAAGAAGAAGAUCCUUUCACUGGAAUUUCAGAUGAUGAAGUUGAGUUGACUACUGUUACCAAAGGCUUGAAGUCAACCACUGAAAAGCAGUACAAGAGACUGGAUACAUAUGCUGGUGGUGUAGAGAAUGAGUUUGCGGUACCUGCUGGUAGUAGUAAUCAUAAAUUAGAUUUGAAUGCAAUGCUAGGAGCAGUAGAUGACCAAGAAGCAGUUGACAAGGCGAUAUUGUUAAAAGGAGAUGCAAAGACAGUUGCAGUACCGCUGCCACAGCGUAUUCAAAAGAGACAUGAGCGUAAAGCUGCAUAUGAACUUUCUAAAAAUGAAAUGGAUAAAUGGCAGGAUACUGUGCAACAGAAUAGACAGGCAGAACAUUUGAGCUUUCCAAUAAAUGCGCCUGUAAAACACAAUGAAGCUUCUGCGAUAACACGUUCAAGUGACAAGCCUUUAACAGAGACUGAAGUUAAGGUUCAGGAGCUUCUGAAAACAAGCAACCUGGUAGAUCCAGUCAAGGAAUCGACCUUUGAAGAGAUUGCUACUGCUACCUUAACACCAGAAGAGAUGAAGAAAAGAACUGCUGAGCUCCGUUUAAUGAGAGAGCUAAUGUUCAGAGAGGAAAUUAAAGCCAAAAGAAUUAAGAAGAUUAAGUCGAAAGCAUAUCGUCGUAUAAAGAAGAAGGAGCUGAUGAGAAACAAAGCAUUAGUAGAAUCUGACGAAAGUGAUACUGAACAUGAUAUUGCAAGAGCGAGAGAAAGAAUGACUCUGAAGCACACUAAUCAAUCUAAAUGGGCCAAGGAUAUGAUAAAGCACGGCAUUACCAAGGAUAAGUCAACCAGAGAUGAGAUGGAGGAAUCUUUAAGACAGGGCGAACUUCUACGUGCGAAAAUCAUGGGCGAUGACAACAGUGAUGACGUUGGAAGCAGUAUUAGUGACCUUGAAGAUGAAGGACCAGGAAACCAGGAGGAAGAAGAACUCAAAAGAGCUUCUGUUGGUAAGACAGGCGUUUUAAACAUGGCAUUUAUGAAGAACGCAGAAGCUAGACAAAGAGAAGCGAACAGGGAAAUGGUUGAUCAGCUGCGUGCUGCUGAAAGCGAACAGAAUAUACGAUUAUUCGAGGAUGACUUUGGCACGGCAAAAGCUAAUGUUCAACUUAACCAAGGAAGAAGAGUUUAUACCGCGGAAGCACUUCAAUCACAUUCAGAGAACAGGGAGCUGAAUGAAGUAAUACAAAAGGAACAGCAGGAAGAAGAGUCCAGUAAUUUGCAGAAUCGUUUAUCUAAAGAUCACGAUAAAAAGAAGUCCCAGAAGUCUAAACCAGCGAAACAACCUGGUGCCGAGAAAAGCUCUGCGAAAUCUGCAGGCAAAGCUGAUAAACAAGAAUCUAACCCAUGGCUAGAUGGCAGUGACAGUGAGGAAUACGUUUUGAAAUCGUCAAAGGUUAACUUAAUUGAUGAAAACAGUUCUAAAGAUGCAAAGAAAGCAAAUAAGAUUGAGAAAGAUAAAGCAAAGAACACCAAGCCGAAAUCUGCAAAGAAUGGAGCCGAUGAGCUUCUCUUGGAUAUGCAAGAAACUAAUCGUCUGAACAUUAGAGAUACCAAUGUCGAUGGAAGCGAUGAUGAGAGUAUCUUUACUUUUAAACAGCAAGACGUUAUCAAUGAAGCAUUUGCUGGUGACGAUGUCGUUGCAAAGUUUGAAGAAGAAAAGAAGAGAGUUGCUAUAGAUGAAGAUGAUAAAGAAGUAGACACUACACUACCUGGCUGGGGCGACUGGGCGGGAGCUGGUGCUCAACCAAAGAAGAAGCGGAAGUUUGUAAAGAAGAUUAAAGGUGUAGUUGAGAAGGAUAAGAGAAGAGAUAAAAAUCUCAAGAACGUCAUUAUAAAUGAAAAGGUGAAUAAGAAAAACAUGAAGUAUCAAUCUACAGCGGUUCCUUUCCCAUUCGAAUCUAAAGAACAAUACGAAAGAUCAUUAAGAAUGCCAUUGGGACAAGAAUGGACGUCAAGGAAGUCGCAUCAAGACAUGAUCAAACCAAGAAUCAUGGUCAAACCCGGUGAAGUUAUCGAUCCAUUAAAAGCACCUUUUAAAUAA